AACAGUUCCCUCCCUAAUACCAACAAUACAACAGAUCACAGUUCUAUGAAACUAAUGUUAUGUGAAGGCAGUCAUAUUAAGAAGAGGUCAAGAUCAACAGUAUUUAGUAUAUUUCUGUCAAACAGAAAUUUAUUUAAAGGUUUAUACUCCCAUAGCUAUAAGCAUUUCUAUUUCCCAUUGGAGACAGUCAUUUCGCCUCAAUGGCUUUUCAGGAUCUCUUGAAUCGAGUUGGAAACAUGGGGAGAUUCCAGAUCCUUCAGAUAGCUUUCCUUCUGAUCUGCAAUGUCAUGCUGGCUCCUCAGACUGUUUUGGAGAACUUCACUGCAGCCAUCCCUGGUCAUCGCUGCUGGGUCCACAUCCUUGAUAAUGAUACUGCCUCUGACAUUGACAGUGGGGUUCUGAGCCAAGAUGACCUCCUGAGGAUCUCUAUCCCACUGGACUCUAACUCCAGGCCAGACAGGUGUCGUCGCUUUGUUCAACCACAGUGGCAUUUCCUUCAUUUGAAUGGCACGUUCUCCAAUGUGACAGAACCAGACACAGAGCCCUGUGAGGAUGGUUGGGUGUAUGAAAGAAGUACCUUCCUCUCCACCACUGUCACCGAGUGGGACCUGGUGUGUGGAUCUCAGGUACUGGGUUCAGUCUCUAAAUUUAUAUUCAUGAUUGGAAAUUUGAUAGGACCUUUCCUAGGUGGACACUUAUCAGACAGGUUUGGGAGGAGGUUAACCUUAAUAUGUGCUUUACUGCUGAUGGCCAUCAGUGGGAGCUGUGCAGCUUUGGCUCCCACCUUCUUCAUCUACUGCUUACUUCGCUUCCUAACAGGGCUUUGUGUCAUACCCACAUACACAAAUAGUAUUUUACUCAUGAUAGAAUGGACAAGCCACAAAUUCAAAGUCUUGGUCACAACACUGACAAUUUGUGCUCAAUGUUUUGGACUCAUACUAAUGUCAGGCCUGGCAUUUGUAUUUCGAAAUUGGCACCAUCUCCAGCUGGUAGUGUCUGUGCCAAUAUUUUUCCUCCUUAUACCCACAAGGUGGUUGCCUGAGUCAGCUAGGUGGCUGAUUGUGACCAACAAACCCCAGAAGGGCUUACAGGAACUUAGAAAAGCUGCACGUAUGAAUGGAAUGAAGAAUUCUGAAGACACCUUAACCAUGGAGGUUGUGAGAACCACCAUGAGGGAAGAGCUGGAGGCCGCACAAAUAAAACCUGCUCUGUGUGACUUAUUCCGCACCCCCAACUUACGAAGGCGUAUAUUUCUCCUGUGCCUUUUGAGAUUUACAAUAGCAAUACCUAUAUUUGGAUUUGGCCUCCAUCUCCAACACCUGAAAAGUAAUGUCUUCCUAAUGCAGUGUCUCACUGCUGCAUCAUCCAUCCCAGCCUCUUUUGCUGCAAUGUUUUUGCUGAAUCACAUUGGCCGUAGAAUAAGUCAAUUCUUUUUCUCUUUCCUGUUGGGAAUCUCCAUACUGGCCAUAGUGUCUGCUUCUGAAGAAAUGCAGAUACUGCGUGGAGUUUUGAUAACAUUGACUGGAGCAAGUACUUAUGCGGUUCUUAGUGGUAACAAUCUACACAUAAAUGAGCUAAUCCCCACUGUGAUCAGGGCAAGAGCAUUAGGAGUCAUUGGAAUUGCUAAUAAUGUGGGGGUAGCCCUUACUCCCCUCUUUAUGAUCCUUGCGAUGUACUCUGCCUCCCUACCCUGGAUCAUCUAUGGAGUCUUCUCCUUCCUUGGUGGCCUUGUCCCUCUUCUCCUUCCUGAGACCAAGAAUCAGCCUCUGCCUGACUCCAUCCAAGAUGUAGAAGAUGAGUGGAAAGGUUCAAGACAAGCAAAGGAGGAAGGUGCCAUCAUCAAAGUGACAUCAUUUUAAGGAACUCUGGGAAUUGGCCUCUGCUCAAAGAACAGGAUAAAGAAAAAUGUCACUCAGAAUGCAGUGUCCUAGGAUCAUUCUUAGACAUUAGCAAGCUUUUCAUUAAACACUGAUACAAAUAUGGA
Myodes glareolus (Bank vole) is the source of this 1984-nucleotide messenger RNA. RefSeq names its product solute carrier family 22 member 19-like. Gene Ontology annotation, biological process: transmembrane transport. The record is from RefSeq and is a predicted model, not a curated record. Gene Ontology annotation, molecular function: transmembrane transporter activity. Lineage: Eukaryota; Metazoa; Chordata; Mammalia; Rodentia; Cricetidae. Gene Ontology annotation, cellular component: membrane.